Messenger RNA from Emericellopsis atlantica, 1584 nucleotides. Its product is annotated as glycosyl hydrolase. Gene Ontology annotation, molecular function: hydrolase activity, hydrolyzing O-glycosyl compounds. Gene Ontology annotation, biological process: carbohydrate metabolic process. Bases 1 to 1584 code for a protein of 527 amino acids. The record is from RefSeq and is a predicted model, not a curated record. NCBI's taxonomy places the organism in Eukaryota, Fungi, Ascomycota, Sordariomycetes, Hypocreales, Bionectriaceae. The transcript has a single exon.
AUGAAGCUGCUCAACAUCCUGAGCCUGGCGGCUGUGGCCGUGAGCCAGUACACAAAUCCCGUCAUCUAUCAAGAUCUAGCGGACAUUGACAUUAUCCGCGUGGACGACACUUUCUACUACUCUGCGUCCACCAUGCACUACUCUCCUGGCGCACCUGUUCUCAAGUCAUACAAUCUCGUCGACUGGGAGUUCAUUGGCCACUCCGUCCCUCGUCUUGACUUUGGAGAAAGAUACAACCUCCCCAGCGAUCAAUCUGCUUACGUGAAGGGCAUCUGGGCCAGUGGCCUGCAGUACAGGAAGAGCAAUGGCCUCUUCUACUGGUAUGGCUGCAUCAGCGGCGGCAGCAAGACCUAUGUGUACACGGCCACCGACCCAGCUGGCGAGUGGACUCUGGCGGGCUCCCUGAACAAAUGCUACUACGAUUUGGGCGUCCUCGUCGAUGACAAUGACACCAUGUAUCUCGCCUAUGGCGCUUAUACCAUUGGUGUUGCCCAGCUGUCCGACGACGGCUUGAGUGUCGUCAGGGGCCAAUCGGUCUGGGAGGAUACAUCCUUCUACCUCGAAGGCUCACGCUUCUACCAGAUUGAUGGCCGAUACUACAUUUGGCUCACGCAUCCGGCCAACGAACAGCACGUUCUGCGCGCCGAUAAUCCUUGGGGCCCAUACACACAACACACGAUCCUCCAGAGCAUCUCCUCACCCAUCCCUUACUCCGGCGUACCUCACCAGGGUGGCAUCGUCGACACGCCCAAUGGUGACUGGUACUACAUGGGCUUUCUGGAUGCCUACCCAGCCGGACGUCUGCCCGUCCUUGCACCCCUGAGAUGGGAGGACGGCUGGCCAUACCUCGUCACGGACAGCAAUGGCGGCUGGGGACGGGAAUACCCAAUGCCCAAUAUUCAGACCGACAAAUCCGUCAACCCAGUAGGACCUUUUACCGAGAACUUCCAGAACGGAAUGAACGUGGAGUUUGAAUGGAACCACAACCCGGACAACUCGGCCUGGUCCACUGGAUCGGAUGGUCUCACACUCAACACGGCUUCCGUCACGAAUAACUUCUAUCAGGCUCGCAACACUCUCACCCACCGGAUCCUUGGUCCCAAGAGCUCGGCCACCUGGCGACUCAACGUGGGCGACAUGGUCUCUGGCGACGUUGCGGGCGCGGUCAUCAUCCGGGAUGAAUCUGCCUACAUCGGUGUGACCAAGGACAACUCGGGCUCGGUGUCCCUCGUCUUUGUCAACAACCUGAUCCUCCAAGAGCAGAACGGUAGCUGGCAGACCACAUCGGAGGGCAACACUGUCGCCACCGAGACACAGGGCUUGGGGGACAUUGCGUCAGGAAACAGUGACAUUUGGCUUCGCGUCACUGCUGAUGUGACGCCCACGUUCGGGGGUAGCUCUACCAACAGUGCCGUAUUUGAGUGGAGUACCGAUGGUCAGAGUUUCAACCAGCUAGGUCCCGUGUUCUCGGUGCACAACCGCUGGGAAUUCUUUAUGGCCUUCCGAUAUGGUGUGUUUAACUUUGCGAAACAGCAGCUGGGCGGGAGUGUCUUGGUGAAGGAGUUUGACUUGCAGCUAGCGUAG